Vitis vinifera (wine grape) is the source of this 2607-nucleotide messenger RNA. RefSeq names its product L-type lectin-domain containing receptor kinase S.4. The record is from RefSeq and is a predicted model, not a curated record. Gene Ontology annotation, cellular component: plasma membrane. Lineage: Eukaryota; Viridiplantae; Streptophyta; Magnoliopsida; Vitales; Vitaceae. Gene Ontology annotation, molecular function: carbohydrate binding; ATP binding; protein kinase activity. The coding region runs from base 288 to 2366 and encodes 692 amino acids. Gene Ontology annotation, biological process: protein phosphorylation. The transcript has a single exon.
GUCCGUGUCGUCUGUGGUCAGUGGUUUGGAGUAGAUUUUCCCGACUCACUCUUACCCUCCUCCAAGGCCUUUUGCUUUUGCUCCAAUCUGAAGCUGUUAAGGCCCCAUGUGACCUAUAAAUUUCACAUGUUCCUUUUCAGAAACCUGCUUUCUUAUUCACCUUGAUCUUCUUCACCAACCCAGCCUAAAACGACCUCACAUACUUCCAUUUCUCCACGUUUGAAUCAAAUCUCACCAAACUAGAAGGAUCUGGGACUCCUUUUUGAUCGUUUGUGUACCUUAAGGUGAUGGCCACUUCUCUCACGAUCUUACUUGCUAUUGUUUUUCUCCUUUCAACCCCAGUUACAUCCCAGGUGGAUGAGAUCUUCUAUGGUGGAUUCAGUGAUGUUGGUGCCAACCUAACCAAAACCGGAGUUGCAGAGAUUGACAAGGAUGGUAUUCUUCGAUUGACAAACGAGACCAGUAGAUUAAUGGGUCAUGCUUUUCACUCCUUUCCUCUUCAGUUCAAGAACUCCACCAAUGGAACCGCUUUCUCUUUCUCUACCUCCUUCGCUUUCGCCAUCGUUCCCGAGUAUCCCAAGCUUGGCGGCCAUGGCUUCGCUUUCGCAAUUUCGCCAUCUAAGGAGCUAAGAGGCGCUCUUCCCAGUCAAUAUCUGGGACUCCUUAAUGCUAGUGAUAUUGGCAACUUUUCUAACCACCUCUUCGCCGUCGAAUUCGACACAGUUAAGGACUUUGAGUUUGAAGACAUCAACGACAACCACGUUGGCAUCGACAUCGACAGCUUGGAGUCCAACGCCUCUUCCCCCGCAGCCUAUUACACGGAUGAUUCUACGCAACAAAGCAUUAAUCUCCAGAGUGGGAACACGAUUCAGGCAUGGAUUGAUUAUGAUUCAGUAGGCAAUGUUCUCAAUGUGACGCUCUCGCCUUCUUCUUCCAAACCCAAAUUGCCAAUUUUGUCUUUCCCCUUGGAUCUUUCGCCAAUUCUCCAAGAAUUCAUGUAUGUUGGCUUCUCUGCCUCUACUGGUUUACUUGCCAGCUCACAUUACGUCUUCGGAUGGAGCUUCAAGAUGAACGGAGUCGCUCGAAGCCUCGAUCUAUCUUCCCUACCAUCCCUUCCCGAACCUAAGGAGAGGCAUACUGCUCUAACAAUAGGCCUUUCGGUUUCAUCAGUGGUACUAGUUAUAUCUGCAGUCUCUAUUAUCAUUUACAUGAUUAGGAAAAUCAGGAACGCAGAUGUCAUCGAGGCAUGGGAGCUCGAUAUUGGCCCUCAUAGAUUCUCCUACCAAGAACUCAAGAAAGCCACCAAAGGAUUCAGAGACAAGGAGCUACUUGGGCAUGGCGGAUUCGGCCGAGUUUACAGAGGAACGUUGCCUAAUUCCCAGACCCAAAUUGCUGUCAAGCGAAUUUCACAUGACUCCAAACAGGGCAUGCGUGAAUUCGUAUCCGAAAUCGCUAGCAUAGGUCGACUUCGCCAUCGCAAUCUGGUUCAGCUUCUGGGUUGGUGCCGCAGGUACGGAAACCUCAUGCUCGUGUACGAUUUCAUGGAAAAUGGCAGCUUAGAUAAAUUCCUUUUUGAUGAACCCAAAUUGAUUCUUAGUUGGGAACAGAGAUUCAAUAUCAUAAAGGGCGUUGCUUCCGGACUUCUAUAUUUACACGAAGGUUACGAACAAGUGGUUAUUCAUAGAGACAUUAAGGCCAGUAACGUCUUACUAGACAACGAACUGAAUGGUCGAGUCGGCGACUUCGGACUUGCAAGAUUAUACGAACAUGGCUCCAACCCAGGCACCACUAGGGUGGUGGGCACACUGGGCUAUCUCGCACCAGAGCUCUCAAGAACAGGGAAGGCCACAACCAACUCCGAUGUGUUUGCGUUUGGUGCUCUACUGCUUGAGGUAACAUGUGGACGCAGACCCAUUGAGGCUAAAGCUCUGCCUGAAGAGCUGGUUUUGGUGGAUUGGGUGUGGGACAAGUGGACAGAAGGGAGGAUUCUUGAAGCUGUGGACUCCACAUUAACUGGCCAAUACGACGAGGGCGAGGUGGUGAUGGUCUUGAAAUUAGGGUUGUUGUGUUCCAGCUAUUCACCCACCGCACGUCCCAGCAUGAGGCAGGUGGUGAGAUAUCUAGAGGGAGAGGUUGAGGUGCCGGCGGUCUUGAACCCCCCCUGUGCAUAUGAUGGAGGGAAAGAUGAUAGCCCAGGAUUCAACGAUUUUGUACAUUCCUAUGUCUCAUCUUCCUAUGAGAAGGGGAGUAGUUGCUCCGUGGACAAUGAAAAUGUUAAUGCUGGCUUUGCUUCUGUUAAUGCUUCCCCCCUUUCCCUUCUCAAUGGAAGGGGGACAACAGGAGGUAGCCUUGGCUCUUCUUUUUGAGCACAAGUUCUUCUUCCAGGAAACAGAGGGUUCAUCAUGUUUUUGCUUUCCUUUUCCUUUUCUAUUUCCCACUCCAGAUCAGAUCAUGAGAUGGCCAUUACAAAUGUUACACAGUUUUCUUUUCCUUUUGUGUGUAAAUAAGUGAGCUAGGAAAAUUAGUUGGACUUAAACUGAAUUCUGAAUUCUUCUGUCUUGUUUCAUUUACAUUCUGGAAUGGGCACAGCUUCUUGUUCAUGCAAAA